Messenger RNA from Sitodiplosis mosellana (orange wheat blossom midge), 1541 nucleotides. RefSeq lists its product as uncharacterized. NCBI's taxonomy places the organism in Eukaryota, Metazoa, Arthropoda, Insecta, Diptera, Cecidomyiidae. The transcript has 2 exons. The record is from RefSeq and is a predicted model, not a curated record. The coding region runs from base 743 to 1405 and encodes 220 amino acids.
GCUGCUGUGCAAAGUGUCACACAGAUGCAUAUUCCACUCUAGAGCCAAUCCAUUUCGCUGCUUUCGGUUGUUGACCUCAUCGUUAAGCAUGUCUUUCUCAUUUGUUUGUUUAUCAUUUUUCUUCCGUUAGCUUUACCUUCAGCAUCGAAUAUCGUGUAUAGUAAAUGUUAUGGUAUCAAAUGCAGUCGUUGCGAUCACAACUCUGGGCAAGCAUGAAUAUUCUAAAAACCCAUCUGAAGUUCAUGUUACAAAGCGAUUUUAUUAAGAGAGAGCAAGCGUGCGCUCUCGAAAUAGAAAGAAGAAGAAAACGAAACAGUUUGCAUUUGUAAUUUAUUGCAGUGAUGGUUGAGAGAAAGAGUAGAAAAAAGGCACAUCGUCAACAAUCGACUUUUUGGUUUGUUUUACUAAACCGCGAUGGAUCUAUGGAAAGAACAUUCAUGUUACUCGAUUUGCCUUUCUCUUCUCGCGACUGUUCUUUUUAUUUUUUUUUAUUGUAGAGUGAGAAUACCAGUUCGCAGCAGCUAAACCAGCUUAUGCAAUGUAACCGUUCUUUUUUGCGACCUUUUCUUUGUGUAUUCUUGCUUUACACAUUUCUUCGUUCUUUAUACGCGACGAUUUGGCCGUUCUCCGAGUAGCAAAUAGUGAUCAACUUUUAGUCAUCGCUUACUUUCCGUUCGAAUCAGUUGGCCUGUGGAUUUUGCAACGAGAGAAAAAUCAGUUUUGAUAUCAUUGUUCGUUGAAAAUGUGUAAAUUCAAUCAGAAUUUGUUUAUUGUUUGGUGUUCACUUUGGCUGGUGUUGCUAUUCAAAACAUAUAAUGCAUCGCCGCUGGAUUUCAUGUUGUUGGAUGACCUUAUCGAUGAACCGGGAAAUGAACCGGAUCAUGAUUUAACGUAUGAUCAGCGACAAAAUGGCACGGAGAACAUUAGAUUGAAUAUUGAUGGUGUUAUCAUUGCAUUCCCAUCGUCGUCGUCGAGUCAGGCUAGUAAUGCGGCAGGAAGUCUCGCGACAAACUAUUUACUCCAAUUGGCAGCAGGGGCUGCUGAUGAUGAUGACGACAGUGAUUAUUUCCCAUUCGUGAAAAAUGCCAACAAUGAAAACGGUGUAACGGCUCCAUCGGCGGCCAGUGAGAAAGAAACGGCCGAACAGGCCAAAGAUAAAAAGAAAAUUACAUCGAUACCAGAGCCAACAAAAGACAACAGUGUGAAGCGUGUAGUGAUUGUUAAAGAAGCUGUGAAAAAUGAAGCCGUAGCAGUGCCACCACAACAUGUCGAUCCAGUUGUUGAUGAACAAUCGAAUUUGGAUGUCGUCCCAGUUAAGAAAAUCCAAUCGCGCCGAAAGAACAAGCACAAACUCCGUUUGGCUGGUCUUUUGGACUUUCUAGAGCGUUACAGAGAACAGAACUGAUUUUACAAUUUUCAUUCCAUAAUAUUAUUAUUCAUUUACUCAUAUAUGCAAACCAUAUUUAUUGCAAAUUUUAUUUCAAAACUGGAAUAUGUCUCUAGUGAAAUGAUCAAUAAAAACAAUUAAUUUGAUCAAAGUU